AUGUUUCCUACAAUUAUUAUUUGUUUGAUCAUUUUAGGAAUUGAGUUCAUUACAGGGAUUAUAGCAAACGGAUUGAUGAUUGUUGUGAAUUGCAGUGAGUGGAUCAGAAGCAGAAAACUGACCUGUUGUGACAUGAUCCUGACUAGCCUGGGCAUCUCCAGAUUUUUCCUGCAGUGCAUGAUAAACAUUAACAAUAUCUUAACUCACCUACCUCAAGACAUGAAUGAACUGUGUACUAUAUUGAGAAUAGUGACUGUUUUCUGGAUAUUUCUAACUACUCUCAAUCUAUGGCUUGCCACCUGCCUCAGUGUCUUCUACUGCGUGAAGAUCGCCAACUUCAGCCAAUCUCUCUUCCUCUGGCUGAAGCUGAGAAUAUCAGGGCUAGUGCCACAGCUACUUAUGGGAUCCUUUCUGGUCUCCUUGGUCACCUGUCUCCCUUCAGUCAAUACCAUAGAUAGAAAGUACAUAGACCAUUCAAUGAAUACUCUAUCAGGAAACACCACCGGGGAAUGUCGAUAUAAGGUUGAUUUUUCUUCUAGAUUCUUUAUUUCGUCCAUGCUUGGUUAUACCUCUCCCUUCAUUAUAUUUAUUAUUUCCUCCAUACUGUUAAUCAAGUCCUUGUGGAGACACAGCAAGAGGAUGGAAAAAACCACAAGCACCUCCAGGGACACAGUUACUGAGGCUCAUGUCAGAGCAAUUAAAGGACUGAUCUCUUUUAUUUUCUUCUACAUUUCUUAUUUUGUGGCACUAGUAAUAUUUUUGUUAGAAAUAUCUACCAUCAGCUCCUACUAUGUAUGGAUAGUGAUAAUGGGUGCUUAUCCCUCUGGGCACUCUGUUAUCCUAAUUCUGGGUAAUCCCAAACUGAAGAGGGUAGCAGUGAGGGCUUUUCACUAUGCCGGGUGCAGGCUGAGAGGGGCGGCUUCAUAA
Molecule: messenger RNA, 927 nt
Organism: Malaclemys terrapin pileata
Lineage: Eukaryota; Metazoa; Chordata; Testudines; Emydidae
Product: taste receptor type 2 member 7-like
Exons: 1
Coding region: 1-927 (308 amino acids)
Biological process (GO): G protein-coupled receptor signaling pathway; detection of chemical stimulus involved in sensory perception of bitter taste; sensory perception of taste
Cellular component (GO): membrane
Molecular function (GO): G protein-coupled receptor activity; bitter taste receptor activity
Source: RefSeq, a predicted model, not a curated record